Molecule: messenger RNA, 996 nt
Organism: Rhopalosiphum padi (bird cherry-oat aphid)
Lineage: Eukaryota; Metazoa; Arthropoda; Insecta; Hemiptera; Aphididae
Product: proteoglycan 4-like
Exons: 2
Coding region: 1-996 (331 amino acids)
Source: RefSeq, a predicted model, not a curated record
AUGGUGGGGACCGGUAAGACUACACAAACGCGUAGGAAAAGGUGUAUUCCUCACGGACCAACAACCACCGCGCAAAAUUCACGUGUCAUGUCUGAAACGCGCGCCAACCACAACACACCCACACCCCAACACCACCACAAAACAAUAACGGCAGUCGACAACAGCACAAGGAUGAAUACAAAGCCACAAUCAACAGCAACCACCCCCCUACAGCAAGCCGCAGAACUGCUGGAACGCACCCAGCAGUUACUGAAGGUAGCUACCGCGGAGGCAGCCGCCCAUGCGACUACGGCAGCACGGGUGCGCCGGAUGUCCACGGCAGAGCUACGCCGGGACCCGGUACUGUGGGCAGCCUACACCCGCGGGUGGGACGACCGCACGUCGGUCUUCCGCAAGGCGACCGACGUGGGUCCGACACCCGCGGUGACCGACAGGUCCCGGAGCCCUAGACGGCACGUACAGCCGGCUGGCACACCGCGACCGCCCCCGAUGCCGCAGUCCGCACGGCUGAUCCGCCCACCCCCGCAACCGCUCAUGGCAGCACCGGUCCCACGACCGAGGACGUCGACAAAACCGCCCGCGCCGACCACAGAGGAGGCUAAAACGACGCCGAAAACGGCAAAGCCGAAAACGGCAACGCCGAUGUUGUCGCGGCAGCGCCGGAGCAUCGCAAGGAAGCGGAAAUUUGUGGACAAGAAGAAGCCUACCGACCCCACCUCCUCUCAGCAAUUCCGCCUGGAGAAACCGGCGUCCACAACCCCCGAACCGGCAACAUGUUCAAAGUCACUGGAGGCGACCGACAAACCUGUCCCCGAGACCAAGGCACCGGAGGUAGCAAUACCUACCGGACAAGCCGAGGCCACGGAGCAGCCAGCCACCGACUCCCCAAAACCGGCCGAUAUGGAAAUAUCGCCGGAUGAGGAGGCGGAGCUGCUGUGCGACAUGGAUGUCGGUCCACCAGAUGACGUGGACAUGGAAACCGUGUUCCAGAACUAA